Molecule: messenger RNA, 991 nt
Organism: Trichoderma atroviride IMI 206040
Lineage: Eukaryota; Fungi; Ascomycota; Sordariomycetes; Hypocreales; Hypocreaceae
Source: RefSeq, a predicted model, not a curated record
GCCACUACCCAACGGCUCUGAGGCUGAAGAAGCCCAACCCACGUGUUUCGAGGACGAUGGUGACAAAGCAUUUGGCAAUGUCCAUACUUUGAGAGGGAUCCGAUUUACUGACAGCCGGUUGUCACCUUAGGAAGUUGAUCGUGUCGGCAAAGAAGGAAAAGAAGGUAUUGGUGCAAAAAGCCGUGUUCAGUCGUAUGAUUUGAUCAUUAUUGACAGCGAUGAUGAUGAUGAAGAUGAUGGUGGCGGUGAUGGUGAUGGUGGCUGCGUGGCAGAAGUUGAUCUUUUCCUUACAACAGUCGAUAAAGAAAAAGCACACGGGGGAUGCGGCAUGACAAGUACAAGCCAACAGGAAGCACGCAAGAAGCUGAAGCUGAAGCUGGAUGAAGCAUACGAGGAACCGUCUCUGCUUGACAGUCUUCUAGAGAUGGACGAGGGAGAAUACAUUGAACCGGGGCUUACGCCGUGCCCUCAGACACCGCAACCGCAGUUGCAGCCGCAAGACAAGUCAGACAUUGAGUUUGGUGUCACUGACAAGCCGCUUGGCAGAGAUCCGCCGUAUGAUCCGGCCGUUCACGAGUUGUUCCACAAUCAAGACAAUACGUGGAUCCAGAUGGCGAACCGUUCGACGGCCCUCGAGAUGUGGGAUGCCAUGUAUCUUGAUGAAUAUUUUGAUAAAUACCCUUAUUCCUCGUCAGAGUCCGAGUACGAUCCGUACUAAGGGUCCACGGGGUACGCUUCAUUUGCGGUGCAAUGGGACUUUGUUUGCAAAUGCUCUGCUGAGGCGAGGGCUGCUCUUCAUGUCUUGGUCAUGUUGAUUUCUUUUUCCUUUUUUUUCUUUCUUUCCUUGAGUCGAUGGAAUCUACUUUUAAAUUUGCUUUUAUGGGAUCGAGAUUGAGAGAGAGAGAGAGAGAGAGAGAGAGAGAGGAAAAUAUGCCUGAAAUUUGCUUGUUUUGUCAUUAUAGUCCGUAUACAUAUACAUGCUCUUGAUUUG